AUGAUGGCUAUUGGUAAUGUUUCGAAUCUGACAUCGACAUCAAUUAUUAAUAAUACACCUAUAUCAUCUGCCAAUGCAGGAACUGUAUGCUGCGCAGAAUGAAGUGCCAAAUUUUUGAAUCGCGUAGUGCUUAGAAUACGAUCUACAUAAUGCAGUUGCCCAAGUUUAUUUUUAAAUAACUCGAGUUCCUGUCGACUAAACUUUUGCCCACGAUAUAGUUGAAGCUGAGUUUUGAACUUGUUUUUCAAUUCUCUCUGAUCUUCUUUCAAUUUUGCAUAAAUAAAUUUCAAAAUAUAGCGUAACGAAUAAAUAUUAUCAAAAUUAAGGAGUCGUAGAUUUUUAUUAAUCGUUUGAUAUAGCUGGCAUUGUCUUGUCCACCACCAUAGUGCCUUUUGUGGCUCAAAUUCUUUUUCAAACUCAUCGACAAUUCUCAGCUCAUGACGAUUUUCAUUACAUUCAUUUCUCCAUAAAUUUACAAAUUCGCUUCUGGCUGUUGCAGCUUCUGCAUCAUCCAUACGAACUAAUAUUUCAAUUAAUAGACGGAUCCAUAUGAUAUCAUUUAGAUCAGUUUGAUCAACUGGGUUUUUCAGUGACUCUGAAUGCGUAGGUAGUUUUGAUGAAAGAGCUUUUAUCAAUUCGUCCGCUUGUGUACAAACUUGCCCGAGCUAUAAAACAAUGUAUGAAGCGAAAGAUUCACAUAGAUAAACAAUUUCCCACCACACCACCCACUCUUUCAAGAUACAUGCAAAUAGUAGAAAUAGAGUGUAGAUGUAGGUGAGCAUGUGGGCGUGCAUGAGGGUGUGUUUGUGUUAGCGUGAGGACUUUGAUGUCGAUCGCAAGAAGAGCACUCACAUCCACACUCUUGCUUCUUCAGACUUUCUAACACUGCAUCACUCUAACAUUUGAUUCGUAACUGAUUUCGGCUUUGACAUCAAGACUUUAUUCAAGUUCGACUGAAAAAGUUUUCAGUGCAAUCUCUACGAUAUUAGAAUGCACUAAGAAAUAGCACUGCUUGGUUUUGGCAUGACGGCACUUGUCAUAUUGAUCACGAUUAGCUGUGUGUGAGACCAAGUUCUUUUUGGUCUCGAUCACGAUGUGUAGAAAUCUAUUUCGGAAAUUAUUCGUAUCACAUCUAACAUAAUUCUUCAAUACUUGUUGUUUUUUUUAUUUAUUUAUUUUAAGGCUAGUACUUUUUCGGAUUGUCUCUCUUCAGUCAUAUUCUGAUUCAUGUGAUUUACAAGAUAAUUUGCUUAAAAGAAUAAAAUUUUAUACCACGAACUUGAGUUUCGAUCGCAGCAAUUUUUUUCGUACACGUGACUCUGAUGUCGGUACCGAUAGCCGAUACCAGGAGCAGGAUUGGGGCUGGUUCUGCAACAGGGAUGCCAGAUCUUUCGAUAUGCCAAGAGGAAUGUCAAUUUUUUUAACCUUUUUCUGAUAGUUUUCCGAUCUUCGAAUUUCCUUGUAUGUUUAUCUUUUUUCUGCUUACUCUCUGAGUUUCUAUUUUUUCUGAUUUUCUUUGAUCUUUCCUAGUUUCAAAUCUUUUUUUGAGAAUUCGACUAAAACCAAGCUAUAACUUAUUACUACAUGUACCGUGUGCAGGAUUUUCCGAGCUUGUAAUAUGCAGGGUAAAAUUCAGACUUUUGAACCCUAUUUCUGAUGGCUUUCUAAAAUUCAGAUUUUUCAAUUUUGUUCUAAUUUUGUUUCCACUUUUUUCUUUCAUAUGAGUGCUUUCAAAUUUAUGCAUGCAUAUGAUUAAUUUUUAGCUUUUUAUUUUAUAAGAAUCUGGUUAUGGGCGUGGUUGCAACUUUGGGAUUCACUUUAGAUGGGUAGCGAUGAAAGGAACACAUCCCACAUCUCCACUCAACUAUCCCACUCACGCAUGGCGACUACUACAUCUACUCCUACCCUAACCCUCACACCACCACGUACAUUCUCGCUUCAAUUUAAGCAAGGAAGAGAACAGAAUGUGGUAUGAUUGUCAUCGUCGAAUUUAGUAUUUGUCUCUUUAAUAUCACUUAUUUAUUAGAGAGAUAACUGUGGACGUAGGAAUUGAUGAGUUGCAGAUCAUACCGAUAUGUCGCAUCUAUCCUCUUUUCAAGAUAAUUGAAUGACUUUUGCAUCACUCGAUUUAGGAGAUAUGUGUCUACUCGAAAAUCUUGACAAUUUAGAAGUUUCUUUGAAAAUUUCUUGAAUAUAAAGAAAAAUCUUCUGAUGGUCAAAAAAUGUGUACGAAAUAAAUACAUUGCCUGUAAGCUGAUUCUGUUCUCCCUCGGUUUUAGGCGAUCAACUAAUCAUUAUUAAUUUCAGUAAUUUGAUAUUGACACCGGGAAGCAUUUGAUAAAACAUAAUAAGCUUCAGUAUUGUCAAAACAUAUCAAAUCAUCUCUCUACUUUCUACUCACUUUCGUGUAGUUUUUUGCCCAUUCUUCAUUUCGUAAUUUAUUCGUACAGUAAACGUAAAAUGUUGUUAGCUGUGGUAGAUCGUGCACCUCUGGUAUUAUUUCUCUACCGUAAUUACUUGAAACGAUUAAAAUCACUUGUUUUUUGUCACAUUCUUUAAUAAAUUUUUGUACAUCAUUCACAGUAUCAAAUGUUUUUAAAGUUUCCACGGUUUCGAUCAAUUUUUUCUUAAAGGACAAACUGUAUUUAAUUGUAUUCACAUCAGCAUCCAGCCAAAUGUAGACAGAGGAAUUUGGUAACGUGACUGCUGUUGUCGCGUUCAUGAUAAAUUUUGUUUCUUAUGUAGAAAUAAUUGUUAGCAAGUAUAAUAGUAAGAGAACGAUAAAAUCUUUGAAGAAAAUGAUCAUUUACUUUACUAUGCAGAAUGAAAAAAAAAUGAAAAAGUUGAGCUAAUGAUCAGCUAUGAAAAGAAGGAGACUUUCAGUUCAUCAAUCAGCUACUUGUAAUGUUGACUUCUUUAUCGUUACAAAUGGCGAUAAUCGAUGACAUACUUUCAACACAAUUCAAAGUACGCUUAAAUCUGCCGUUAAAAGAUUGCAAGGGCUCGAUUUGGCUCAAAAAUAGCUAUAGGCAAUUUUAGUCUGGGUUUUGAUCACUUGAGGGUGGAUGUGGGUGUGGGUAUGUCCUCCUUUUCAUCCAAACGUCUCACUCUCAUUCCACAUCUACACGCUGCAUAUAUGUAUUGCGAAGUAUUCGUCGCAACAAUAUAAUCCAACUAUGAAUUGGGGUGUGGGUGUGGGUGGGGUGUGGGUGUGGG
Molecule: messenger RNA, 3216 nt
Organism: Rotaria sp. Silwood1
Lineage: Eukaryota; Metazoa; Rotifera; Eurotatoria; Philodinida; Philodinidae
Source: the annotation of a GenBank genome assembly